This is a messenger RNA of Zootermopsis nevadensis, 2064 nucleotides long. Lineage: Eukaryota; Metazoa; Arthropoda; Insecta; Blattodea; Termopsidae. The record is from RefSeq and is a predicted model, not a curated record.
UCCGCUGACAGUAAAAUGCAACAGAAAUCCGCCGUGGAGAAUGAGACGAGCGCGGACAAACAGCGAGUCUGGAGCAGUCUCCAGGAAAAUUCUGAUAAACAAAUCUAUGAGCUUAAUUUUGUUCGCACGGGCAGUUCUGUUGGUGAUGGAACCCCUUUGUCACCAUCAGCAGACUCAGAGGGGCUCCUCAGCAAGAACACGAACAAGCAGGACGACCUCAGCCUUUCACGUAGUAACUCGGGCGAGUCGCGUGACUGCGGACUGGACGGUGGCAACUGCAUUCGGUGGGACACGCCCCGCGAGAGACGAGAUCCGGUUUCUGACGGGCUGUGGUCUAUCAGAGAGACCGCCUGCCGCGCCUGGGGGCUCGCUCUGUGGCUGUUGCAAGGCAAGCAGCACCUGUGGCCAAGCGUCCAUCCGGAGCUGCCAAGCCUCGCGCCUCGCUGCCAGGUGUUCGGUCAAGCCACGGGCUGGAUUCAGUCCCCCGGCUACCCCCGGGCCUAUCCCAGUAACCUGAGACACUGUUACAGGUUCCUGCGUCUCUCAGGCUUCUGCGAAGUUCACCUCUUCGUGACGGACUUCUCCUUGGAGCCGAGCGAGAACUGCGUGAAGGACUAUCUGCUUUUCGGCGGCCAGUGGCGUUACUGUGGGGAGUCGUUGUCAUCCACGGGCACUGUCCUGGACAUGGCGGUGAUCCCGUAUCUUGACCUCGUGUUCGUCUCGGACAGCCAGUAUUCUGGUCGCGGGUUCAGAGCCUUGUACCGACACGUCCCGUGCGCGAGACGCGUGGAGACGCCCCGGGCCGACUGCGGGCUGGUCACUAACCGCGAGAACUUCACCCUGGCCGGGAGUGGCAAUACGAGCCAGGACUCGUGCGUCUAUCGCAUAUCACGGCACAGCACAGCCGUCUGCAGCCUUCAGUUGGCCCUCUCGACUUUCAACCUCGUGUGCGGCGAAGAACAUGUUCAAAUCGGCGACCACUUCUACUGCGGACCUCUGUCAGGACGAUCCGUUGAAGUGGAUUUCUUCAAGCCGGAAAUAAGGAUCGUUUAUCGGAGAACGAGUCUUCGAGGUCAAGGGAAUUUCCUGAUCGAAGGUCGGCAGUUGGAGAAUUGCGAUUUUGGGCUUUCGGAUGUUCCGUUAGCUGCCAGGGUAUCCAAUUCAUCGACGCGGUGCGACAUUCAGCUGUCAGAAAUGCGAGGAUUUGCUGUUUGUCCCAAACCCCAGCUGUCAUCUUCCCAGCCCGCGGCUUGCAGCUACGUCAUCAGGCCACAGAAGGGAAUGUGCGCCGUGAGGCUGGAGUUCGGCUCCUUCCACGUGCCCUCGGAAGGCGACAACUGCACUUCGGGCUUCCUGGAGUUGCAGAGACGCAGGUUCUGCGAGGACCAGCUGGACCACAGGAGCACAGUGGUGAAUUUCGACGGACGAGCGUACAGAGUUCCAUUUUACUUCGCCCCAGGCAGCCCUGGCACUCCCCAGUGGAACUUCACGUACUCUCAGCUUCCCUGUCCAGAACCGGCCAUGAAGGGGACUGCUUAGCCGACGACCGCCGUCGUCCAGCCAUCCCGACGACUUUCGGUUCUGACGUUUUACGUUCAUUUUGUGAAAUGACUUAAGUCACUAGUCGCCAUACUAGGCUAUUAGUUUUGCUUGUUUGUUUAACAACACUUUGUCAGCUACACCAGUUAUGUGGCUUCACGUGAUUGACGAACUGGAAAGAAUGUGGAAGGCGGAUUUAGGGAUUCCGACGGAAGACGACAAUCGACAUUUCAGGUGAAAGAUGGAGCGUCACUUUCCGAUCAGUUGCCCCGUGCACUGACUUCGCGGGGCACAAGACACUCGAUGGCACAGGAAAUUAACUUUUGCAAGUUCGGCCCGGAAACAGGUGUCUGGUACGUCUCGUGUCCAAUGAGUGGCGGGACAAAACGACCGAGACGUGGAGCCAGUGUCGAGGUUAAGAAUGCGCUUCGUCCAGAAAAGUUUACCCCCUCAUGGCUUAAUGACGAAUAAAUUUGUCUACUAGAAGAUUCUCCGUCUUCUGAAAAUAAAAAUAGAGCGUGGAAA